UCACCUCCCCCAAACACAAUUCAGUUUAGUGGUUAUGAGAAAAGAAAAUAUAUGCAGGAACCCCUCGUUGUAAAGUGGAAACAUUGCUCAUUGUUGUUAAUGAUGUAUUCCAUCUUCAUAGUCAUUACCCAAUAUCUCAUGCAGGGGCGGACUGACAACUCAUGGGCCCCCGGGCAAUAGGGGAUCAUGGGGCCCCUGUGUCCUUGCCCAAACUCAAAAAAGCCUAUGAAAAGGUACCAGGGGCAUCUCAUGGGGCCCCCUACUGACCCCGGGCCCUCGGGCGGUGCCCGAGUUUCCAAAUGGUCAGUCCGCCCCUGAUCUCA
This is a messenger RNA of Staurois parvus, 323 nucleotides long. The record is from the annotation of a GenBank genome assembly. NCBI's taxonomy places the organism in Eukaryota, Metazoa, Chordata, Amphibia, Anura, Ranidae.